AUGUCACAUUCUUACAACUAUCAAUUGAGUUUCUGGGAUGAGCAGGAUACAGGCACUCGAAUUCUCCUGGAACACGUUAGUCAAGGGCUUGAAUCCUGCGAGGGUCUGAUAGACUUUUUUGAAGAGAGAAGCAAGCUCGAAAAGGACUACGCGCGGCGGCUGAGCGCUAUCACCGCCAAAUUCAAUAGCAACAUACAGUCACAGCCAGACUACGGGAAACUUGGACUCAGUGUUAAAAGCUUACAUUCAAGCCAAGAACGGCUCAGCCAGUCCCAUUCGAAACAGGCUGUAGCUAUAUACAGAGAUGGGUUUUCGGAGCUCAAGUUAUUUGUACAGGACCUCCAAGCAAGAUACAAGACGAUCAGUCUUAAAACCAGAAACUUGUGCAACGACAAGAUCACCAAGAAGCAGCUCUGCGAUGUCUUGCAGGGAAAGCUUGAAAAGGCCUCCACCGAGUUGCGAGACUGUCAGCUUAAUCAGGACAACUAUCUUGGCAAGCGCGAUUCGUCCCAGAAUGACCGCCACAUACAAAAAUGGAGAAGCAUUGUGGAUGAACUGCAGAUGAAAUUAGAUGUUUUGAAGCAAGAGUAUAAAAAUUCUACCAAGCACUGGUUACAUGAGUGGUCGCGGUUGAGUCUCGAACUACAGGAACUGGAGCGCUCCCGCAUCCAAUUCAUAAAAGUCAAAUUGCAGGAGUUUUCAAAACAAUGCUCGGAUGCAGCAGUGGAAGAGCAAAUAAGCAUGGACAAUUUAACACAGCAGCUAACCAAAUUCACUGCCGACCAAGACAUUUCAAGUUUCGCAUAUAACCAUGGCACGGGACGAAUAAGAGGCAAUUUUGUUCAUGCGGCAAGCGCCGAUAGCCCGCGCACAAGCUCCACAUCGAGUAAACACGUCCAAAAUGUUCGUCAACUCUCUUCGCAACUUCAAAGAAGUAGGUUAUCCGGUUAUUAUGAGGAGCAAGCAGCUGACGUACCGCAUCCAGAAGUUGAGAAGCAAAAGCCAGAGCCUACCAAGCUUGAUCGCCUUGAGCCGCCUGAAACGGCCGCAGAAGUUUACACUUCAUCCGAAUCAUCGAACGAGUCAUCAAAUCCAACAGAAUUUACUUCAAAUGUUAGACAUAGAGCCAGUGUCGAGUCUAUGUCGACAUCUAUAUCAUCUCUUGCCCAUAGUAUCGGUGACUCUCAGCGAUUUGCCAAAUCUUGGAAUUCCCAAAACCGCAGAAAGUCAAAAACUAGAUCACAGCUCCUUGAAUCAUCUCAAUCAUCAAACUUGAAUGAAGGCUCAAGAACCAGCAGUAUGGAGACAACCAGGUUCCAUGCUAGCUCGGGGCCAAGAACAACCCAACGCAGGAAGUCAAUGGUAGCUAGCGAUUCAAGUUCUAACCCAUUCAAAGAAGCGCUUGAAGCCAUGAAGAGGGGUAGCAGCGGAUACGAUGAUGUUGAAGACGAAAGACCAAGUAAUUCAACAUCUUCGCAGAAAAAGCAUCUAAUACCAUUUCAACAUUCCAGGAGCUCAACAAACGAGACCUGCACUAAGAGAGUAAUGGACAAAGACCACUAUGUGGAACUUCCACUCUUUUCAAGUAAGGGUGAGGAGGUCUUGCGAUACGCUAAGGCUCUGUAUACCUUCAUGGAACCCAACGAGCAGCAGAUAGUGAAUUUCCAUGUAGGCGACUAUCUGCUACUCACAGAACAGCUUGACCAAGACUGGUUCAUUGGUGAGGUUCUCGAUUCUCAAAAUGUUGACCCUGAGUACCGCUAUGGUAUCAUUCCGCGUAACUACAUCGAAAUUUUGCCUUAG
This is a messenger RNA of Lachancea thermotolerans CBS 6340, 1803 nucleotides long. It is a transcript of the gene HOF1, whose product is annotated as formin-binding protein HOF1. Gene Ontology annotation, biological process: cytoskeleton organization. The transcript has a single exon. The record is from RefSeq and is a predicted model, not a curated record. Gene Ontology annotation, molecular function: protein binding; phospholipid binding. NCBI's taxonomy places the organism in Eukaryota, Fungi, Ascomycota, Saccharomycetes, Saccharomycetales, Saccharomycetaceae. Gene Ontology annotation, cellular component: cytoplasm; plasma membrane; cell division site. The coding region runs from base 1 to 1803 and encodes 600 amino acids.